AAAAAAAAUACUGAGAGAGGGAGAGAGAGGAAAAGAGAGAGAGAGACGGAGAGCGCGCGCGACAGAGCGAGCCACGCAAUCUGACCGAGCAGUUUCUGCUCUCCCAGGUCGCACGCCACCUCCUCCUCCUCUCUGCUCCUCGCUACCAGGUGACCCGAGGAGAGCCUCAGCCUCGGAGCCGCUGAGGGAGCCCCGGUGCAGAAGAGACUCCCUUGCAGAAUUCCAGCCACCUUCGCUCGCCCUCCCCCCUUUUAGGACUUGGUCCCCCUUUAUCCUUCCGUACCUAUUUUUUGGAAUUUCUUUUUUCUUCCCCUUCUUCUCUUAACUACUGCUUACAGAUUUUUUUUUUUUUAAAUCUCCUUUGCUUACUUUUCCUUCCCAGCGUUCCCAUUCCCCCACUGAAAACAAAUCAUUAACCGACCCCCGCCCCUCGGACGGCAGGAGCACCUGCAGAGCCUCGGAGCCCCCCCGAUCCUCCAGCCCGACCGCCCUCCCUCUCCGCGCGCGGGUUCCGGGCCUGGCGAGAGGGCGCGAGCGCAGCCGGGGCCAUGGAGGUGACGGCGGACCAGCCGCGCUGGGUGAGCCACCACCACCCCGCGGUCCUCAACGGGCAGCACCCGGACACGCACCACCCGGGCCUCGGCCACUCCUACAUGGACCCGGCGCAGUACCCCCUGCCCGAGGAGGUGGAUGUACUUUUUAACAUCGACGGUCAAGGCAACCACGUUCCUUCCUACUACGGAAACUCAGUGAGGGCCACGGUGCAGAGGUACCCUCCGACCCACCACGGGAGCCAGGUGUGCCGCCCGCCCCUGCUGCACGGAUCCCUGCCCUGGCUGGAUGGCGGCAAGGCUCUGGGCAGCCACCACACCGCUUCGCCCUGGAACCUCAGCCCCUUCUCCAAGACGUCCAUCCACCACGGCUCCCCGGGGCCGCUGUCCGUCUACCCCCCGGCCUCGUCCUCUUCGCUGUCGGCGGGCCACUCCAGCCCGCACCUCUUCACCUUCCCGCCCCCCCCGCCGAAGGACGUCUCCCCGGACCCGUCCCUGUCCACCCCGGGCUCGGCCGGCUCGGCCCGGCAGGACGAGAAAGAGUGCAUCAAGUACCAGGUGCCGCUGCCCGACAGCAUGAAGCUCGAGUCCACGCACUCGCGGGGCAGCAUGACCACCCUGGGAGGGGCGGCCUCCUCGGCGCAUCACCCCAUCACCACGUACCCGCCCUACGUCCCUGAAUACAGCUCCGGACUCUUCCCGCCCAGCAGCCUGCUGGGGGGCUCCCCCACGGGCUUCGGAUGCAAGUCGAGGCCCAAGGCGAGAUCCAGCACAGAAGGCAGGGAGUGCGUGAACUGUGGGGCCACCUCAACCCCCCUGUGGCGGCGGGAUGGCACCGGGCAUUACCUGUGCAACGCCUGCGGGCUCUACCACAAAAUGAACGGACAGAACCGACCCCUUAUCAAGCCCAAGCGAAGGCUGUCGGCUGCAAGGAGAGCAGGGACGUCCUGUGCGAACUGUCAAACCACCACCACGACGCUCUGGAGAAGAAAUGCCAACGGAGACCCCGUCUGUAACGCGUGUGGGCUCUACUACAAGCUUCACAAUAUUAACAGACCCCUGACCAUGAAGAAGGAAGGCAUCCAGACCCGGAACCGAAAAAUGUCUAGCAAAUCCAAAAAGUGCAAAAAGGUGCACGAUACGCUGGAGGACUUCCCCAAGGGCAGCUCGUUCAACCCGGCCGCCCUCUCCAGACACAUGUCCUCUCUCAGCCACAUCUCCCCCUUCAGCCACUCCAGCCACAUGCUGACCACUCCGACGCCGAUGCACCCCCCGUCCAGCCUCUCCUUCGGACCUCACCACCCUUCCAGUAUGGUCACCGCCAUGGGUUAGAGCCGCUGCUCGACGCUUCCAGGCCUCCCAGCGAGAGUCCCUCCAGCCCCUCCCACGUGCAUUUUUGCAGGAGCAGUAUCAUGAAGCCGAAGUCCCACGGAUCUAUGUUUCUGAAGGCAGAAAGCGAAACGACGUUUGCCACUUUCGCAGAAGAGCUCACUGUGCUGUGUUCUCGAUCACCGAAUCUGGAUCCCAUUUGUGAAUAAGCCAUUCAGACUCAUGUUCCCUAUUUAUCAGGGUCUCUCUAGUGCUGUGAAAAAAAAAAAAAAAA
Molecule: messenger RNA, 2154 nt
Organism: Enhydra lutris kenyoni (northern sea otter)
Lineage: Eukaryota; Metazoa; Chordata; Mammalia; Carnivora; Mustelidae
Product: GATA binding protein 3
Exons: 6
Coding region: 549-1883 (444 amino acids)
Biological process (GO): negative regulation of transcription by RNA polymerase II; cell fate commitment; positive regulation of transcription by RNA polymerase II
Cellular component (GO): nucleus
Molecular function (GO): zinc ion binding; RNA polymerase II cis-regulatory region sequence-specific DNA binding; DNA-binding transcription factor activity, RNA polymerase II-specific
Source: RefSeq, a predicted model, not a curated record